AUGGUUUUAUCACAGUCCUCAAUUAAGAAACGGCUGAGACAACGAAGAAAUGAGUGUAACUCAUCUUCUCAAACACUGAAUAUACGAAAUAGACGUGAUGAUAAAAUAGAAAAUGGAAGAAACUGUAACAAUUCACCAACCAUUCCAUUUGUGCCAUCUAUUGUACAAGUUAAAGACGAUAUAGAAAAUCGCAACAGACUAUCCAAUAGAGAAUUGGUUGUUGUGCUAAAGAGACAUCCUCUAAUUAAAUCCACGGCCGUAGUAUUGAAUUCCCAAGAAGCAGGAUUUGAAAAAAGAGCUUAUAUAAAUCGAGCAAAACAAUUAAAAGUAGUUUUGCAACGAAAUUUCUGGGAUUUAAUAGACAAAUUCGUCUGUCCACCAAAUUUUCGACCAGUUUCUAUUUCGACACCAGAUUUUCAAAUGAGAAAUUUGACAGUGAGAUUGGAGAAGAAUGCUACUAUAACAGAUAUGGUUAUUUUUCGACAAUUGAAAAUAAACAGAAUGAGAAGUCUCAGAAUCUCAUUGCCAUCGUCUCAACUAAAAUACGAUGAAUUGGAAACUCCAAAUAACCCUAUAAUCCCAUGGCCAGACACACCAUCCCCUUCAAUAAUAAGUUCAAUGACGUCAACAACAAACAGAACUCAAAAUCAACAAUUACCAGCUACUGAAACAAGACACAGGCGCCGUAGACACGCAGAAGUUCCACAUCGUAUCACGUAUAGAAACGCCAUUACCAUAGAACAAGACGAAUUGGAGACACUUUGCACCCGACCAAACUAUUGUGGGACAUUGACUGAAUUAUGUCCUUUUUGUGGAGCCUUAUUUUUUACAAGAGAAAAAACGACCAGAGAUAACGAAUAUACUGGCUGCUGCAAUAGAGGAGCUUUUACAAUACCAGCUCUGAGUGCAUGUCCUCCCACGUUAAAAGAUUUAUACGUAGGAGAUGGUCCUUUGGCUUCUCAAUUCAGAUCCCAAAUAAGACUGAUCAAUAGUCUAUUUGCAGUGGCAUCCUUUAAAACAUCGAGACCGAUACCAGAGAGAAGGGGACAGGGUCAUUGGUGUUUCACCAUAUGCGGUCAAAUAUACCAUUUCAUAAGCGGUAUACCCAAUUCACAGGAUAAGGAGAACAUCCAACUGAACGAGAUUUAUUUUUUGGACGUAGAAGAAGCUUUGGCCCGAAGAAAUGCUUUUGCUGAUGAUAGAGUCGAUCCAGCAUUAAUGAGAUUGAUGGAAUCUAUUCUGAGAACACAUAAUAGAUAUAUAAAAGCUUAUAAAACUAUGGGAGAUGAAAUCCGACAAGGGAAAACACAAAAUUUGGAGGUGGAAAAUAUAAUAAUAGGAAUGACAAAAGAACCGGUCAUAAAUAUUUUAGGUGCCCAACAAAAUCAGAAUUGGAGACCUGGACAGAGCGAUAUUGCAGCAAUAUUCGAGGGAUCAGAACCUCCAAUGAAGGUUGAUUUGGUCGUCUAUCCCCAUAAGCCUGACGAUCCUGAUCCGAUAAAUCGACAUCAACAAUUGAAGCUCCUCAAUCCUUUAGCCGACCCGAUGGUGUAUCCUCUAUUAUUCCCAUGCGGCGAUAAUGGCUAUUCCACCGGAAUGAAAUACAACAUCAGAAGAGGCAGAACUUCUGGAAAAACUGUAACCAUUCUCCAAUACUAUCGAUUUAGGCUCUACGUCCGAGAUGUAUUUUCUUCCAUUCACAACGGUGGUAAAUUGUUCCAGCAGUAUAUUGUAGAUGGCUGGGUAAAACACGAAAUGAGUAGGCUGUGGUGGUUAAGACAGAAUCAAAAUGAAUUCAGGAGAACAGCAGAAGAAACUCUACGAAGAUUUAAUCAGAACAGACAGAAUGGGCAUGUUGGUCGAGCUAUCAUCUUACCUUCCGGAUUUCCAGGCGGUGACAGAUACCGUCAAAGGCAGUAUCUAGAUGCAAUGACUGUCGUAGUUAGAUUUGGAAAACCUGAUCUUUUCAUAACCUUCACGUGCAAUCCGAACUGGCCCGAAAUCAAAAACAACCUCUUUAAACAUCAGAAAUGGGAAAAUCGACCAGAUUUGAUUUGUAGAGUUUUUCAAAUGAAACUGCUGGAAUUCAUUAACGACAUCGUUCGAGAUCAACUAUAUGGUGUCGUCAUCAAUAACCAAUAUGUAAUUGAAUUCCAAAAGAGGGGUCUACCACACGCCCAUAUCGUCGUCACAUUCCAUGAAGAUGACAAAUUGAAGGAUGUUGAAAUGGUCGACCGAAUCAUCAAUGCCUAUAUUCCAGAUAGAGAAAAUCAACCCCUACUCUAUCAGCGAGUUGCGGAUUUUCAUCUGCACCCUCCAUGUGGCCGCAUCAAUCCGGAAGCUCCCUGUAUGGCAGAUGGUAAAUGUACCAAGUAUUACCCUAAAUCAUUCAGAGAAAAGACCUCAUUAUCUGUUGGUCGUAAUACGAGACCUGAAUAUAGAAGACCUGCCGAUGGCGGAGAGAUUUUUGUAGCUAAGUGGAACCGCCUCAUCACAAAUCGGAGAGUGGUACCUUAUAAUCCUUAUGCUUUGGCCAAAUAUCAAUGCCAUAUUAACUUUGAAGCCGUAGGUUCCCUACAAACCAUCAAAUAUCUGCAUAAAUAUAUCAAUAAAGGGCCAGAUAAUAUUACUCUCUAUGUAGAUGAGGAAAACACGAAUACAAGAGAGGGUCAACGCAUCGAUGAGAUACAACAAUACAUCGAUAGCAGAUAUCACGUAUGUUCCGUACGGAGUAGACGUGUGUUUUUCCGCUCCCUUUAUUUAGUAAACAAAGAGUAG
Harmonia axyridis is the source of this 2778-nucleotide messenger RNA. RefSeq lists its product as uncharacterized. The coding region runs from base 1 to 2778 and encodes 925 amino acids. NCBI's taxonomy places the organism in Eukaryota, Metazoa, Arthropoda, Insecta, Coleoptera, Coccinellidae. The record is from RefSeq and is a predicted model, not a curated record. The transcript has a single exon.